Messenger RNA from Carassius auratus (goldfish), 1457 nucleotides. Its product is annotated as cdc42 effector protein 4-like. NCBI's taxonomy places the organism in Eukaryota, Metazoa, Chordata, Actinopteri, Cypriniformes, Cyprinidae. Gene Ontology annotation, molecular function: small GTPase binding. The record is from RefSeq and is a predicted model, not a curated record. Gene Ontology annotation, cellular component: plasma membrane; cytoplasm; cytoskeleton. Gene Ontology annotation, biological process: Rho protein signal transduction; positive regulation of pseudopodium assembly; positive regulation of actin filament polymerization.
GCAGUCAGUACGCUAAGACCAGCUCGUCAGGAUUCCGCUCUAUUUGUCCUCUUUAAUCACUUUUGAUUAUCCAUAAACGCGUGGUUGCCACAUAAAGCUGUCUAAAGUUUGAAGGAUAUUGGAAACAUUUGUUAGGCUGAGCCUGUUUUGUUAUUAUUCACUUCUCUUUUGUUUGGAGUGGGAUUCCAUUGAACUUGGUCCAUUGUUGUUGGAUGAGAAGCUCAACUUUGGCAUUGAGGCUCCUGGAAUCCAAUACUACGGAGCAAACAGUGGUCAACUUGCAGAUGUUGAAAGCUGGACUCUAUACUUUAAGGAUAAAAAUGGCCAUGUGUCCUGUAUACGUGGAAGAAUUUUCAUCCUGACCACUGUCCUGGAUCUACACCGUCAUAGGAAAGAGUGACUAAUUUCUUGGCAACGAAAGACUUUGGUGAUUUUAUUUUUCUGUGGGCCAUAUUUGAGAAGUCAUCAUGCCUAUUCUGAAGCAGCUUGUGUCCUCGUCCUCCCAGUCUAAGCGGCGUUCUCGUUCUGACCUGACUGCGGAGAUGAUCAGCGCACCUCUAGGAGACUUCCGUCACACUAUGCACGUGGGUCGAGGAGGUGACGCAUUUGGGGACACCACCUUUCUUAGCAGUCACUCAGGGGAGCCACCAAAGGAGCCAGAGGUACAGCAAAACUUUCCUAAACAGAGCCUCCUUUCCCGUACCUUCCGAAGCAGCAAGCGCUCCCAGUCGGCCAAUCGUGACAAGACUGACAGUUCAAAACUGGCGCCCGGUGGUUCGCCAAGUUGUGUAAAAAAUGCAAUCUCGCUGCCAUAUUUGAAUGAGGAUGAUGCAGGAAGAGGUACUGGAAUCCACCUUCCCAAGAGCGUGUCCUCAAGUCCUUUAAAGAAACUUCCAGAAGAUGAAGUAAAGCCGCUUAAUGGAGCCACAGCGCCUGUUGUAUCAGACGUGGAGCUGGACGAGAGGAGUUUUGGAGAGCUGACUGACUUGCGUCCAUCGGUUCCAUACACAGGAGGCAUGAAGCAUGCCGAGUCCAUCAUGUCUUUCAACAUUGAUCUGGGUCCCUCCAUGCUGGGCGACAUCCUGAGCGUGAUGGACAAGAAGGGCUUUGACGAUGACGAUCUGGGAUUUGAAGAAGGGAAGAGUAAUGAGGGGCGCAGCUCACCACCCAGAGCCCUCCCACCCAAUGAGGUUGAAGAAGGAGGCCCUUUCCUCCGAUCCGGCCCCCACGGCAAAGGCAGGGGUACUAACCCUUACACUCCAGAGCUCCAAUCCAUGAACCAUCAACACCUGGACAGCUGUUCCCUCUCCAGUUCAGGAUCCACCAUGCUGGAUGAAAAAUCCCACAAUCAGAUGUAUGAGGGAUUGAAUAACAAAAAGUACAGCACACCUCGCAUUCAAGACGAUAGGGAGGACUUUUCCUACAUGGAUGAUGAGGAUGAUGAUGACGACGAUUAA